GGCUAUGUUGUCAGAAUUAUUACCAGUUGUGUAGGCAGGUAAAAUUCGUCGCUUUGCUGAAUAUAAUUUAUUUUUCUUUAAUGGUUUUCACUACGAUAAUGAUAGAAUAUUAUCCAUAAUAAAAGUCGUGAAAAUGCUUUAUUUGUUAAAACAACGAAAGGUCACCAAUAAUGAAUUGUAAAAGAUAAUUAAACAUCUGUAAUGGUGUCGCUUACGUUUUUGUUAACGAGAAAUGGAGAGACAGCAGUGUAAUUCACUUCAAAACUUUGAUGACCCGAAAACAGAAAUUUUGAAAAAAAGAUUAUUAAAGGCAACCAGCACUUCCGCGAGUAGUAAUCUAUCUCAGGGCAACUCGCAGCAUAAUGUGCUAUUGAAUACGUUGCGCGCGCCAAUAUCGAGCAGUAUGAUCGUGUCCUCAGUGCAGGCGCCGCAGAGCUCUAUGCCUAUUACUCACAAUUUAGUUACUCAUUCUAUUGCUCCUGUAAAAAUUCACGCAAACAAUUCACCAUAUCCACUACAGUUGUCCACUGUUCAUGUUCCGGUUCAAAUACCUGGUUCCACAUCCAAUAUUAAUGUCCCAGUUCAGUUGUCAGGUACAUCAAGUGGUAUGCCAUUACAGAUAGCUCCAGUAAGUCUUCCUCUGCAAGUCUCUGGUACCACUAGUGUCCCUGUGCAGUUGCCUGCCGGGGAUACUAUUAAUGUUCCCUUGCAAAUUCCAUCUGCAAAUCAGAAUAUUCAACUUCCAACUCUACCGUCUAUGCCACUCUUACAAACACCCACGCAGCCACUCCACAAUUCAAUAAUUCAUUUGCACAUGGGCUCGAAUCCCCGAGCUACAAAUAUAGAUGGUAGUAUAGACAUGAACAUGUCCAGCUCCACUCAACUUCAACUCACAGAUUCUGUUAAAAUGAGCAAUGCCGCAUCUAUGUCUCAAGUACAAGUUGGAUCAAAUUCAACUGUGAUGCAAAUACCAAACUCAUCAAAUAAUCCUAUUCAACUGGCUCUGCCAAAUGCUGGAAAUACUGGAGUACAAUUACGAGGCGCACCCAGAAGCAUGCCCCAUGUGGUGUAUAUACAGACUCCGACAGGACUGAAACCAGUAUCUAGUACUGAAGUCAUUAGUCAGGCCAGUACCAGUGGCAAUCCACCUCAGAUUAUAGUUAGAAGACCUAUAACAAGCAAUUCAAACAUACAUUUAAUAUCGAAUGUUUCGCCAAAACCGAACAUAGCGCCCAAACUACCGGGACAAAAUAAGUCGUCGAUACUCGCGCCGGCCAACACGACACAACCCAUUGUAAUUCAAAAGCCAAAAACAAACGACAAGAUGAUGGUGCCCGUCAGCAUCGCUCCUGGCGCUCCGGGCGCUCCGGGCAAACAGGCUAUUGCAUAUUUAAGUUCUGUUAAAAAACCUAACACAAAAAAUAUUACAGAGAAUCAAUCUAUACUCAUAUCAAGCAAUCAAACGAAUGUGAAUUCUAAUAAUCAAAAAUUAUAUUUAACUCCAAUGAUGCCAAAAAUACAGAACACCAAGUUUAUUGUUCCGGUAACUUUACCGGCUACCAUGGCGUCCAAGGGACCUAUAAUUAAUCUUCAAAUAGCUAAUGGGCAGAUUCAAAACGAUCCACAAGGAAAUAUAACUGUUAUGAGAGAUACGACUCCUAUGGAAGCUUCCGAAAUGCCGCCCUUGGCCAAGAUUGUUGUCAUGAAUGGGAAAGAUACUUGCAUGACAAAUAAUUCUAAAGGUGAAAAGGCUUAUGCAGUAUCGAUAACUGGAUCGAGAGCCGAGCCCACCGGUGAGCAAGGGGAGUAUACACUGUCGAUACCCGAAACGAAUGCGUCAAUGAAUGACGAUAUUUAUACUGUGUCGAUAGCGGAUGAUGAAGGCGGUCAGACGCGUGAGAAAUCUUUCACACUGGCAAUACCGGAAAAAGGCAAAAGUUUACUUAAUAGAAACAUUAUUGACAGAAACGAUUUGGGUCCCGUUACAAUUGCAGCUCCUGCAAUACUGCGUCGCUCUAAUUCUGAUAAUAGUGAGAGAAAAACUGCUAAUGCUAAUAUAAAACGCCGUAUUUCAUUAUGUACGGAGAACCUUUCGAACAAAAACUUGAAAUUAACUUUACCUCAACCGAAAAUUAUGAACAAAUCGAAGGAUCACGUCGAUGGAGACGUCAACGACGACCAUCGGGUGCCGUCCUUGUUCUGUGAUGAGAAACUCGAUAAAGACUUAGAAGCAAAAGUUAAUUUGGGAGAUUCUGAUGCCGAAGAUUAUAAAGAUAAAAUGGAGAUAAAGCCUCUCGAUUUAAUCUACCUUCCCAAAGCAGAGAACUGUACGACGAAAGACGAAGUCAAUGGGAAAGAUAGUAUUAAUUCAAAGUUAGAAGAAGACCCUCCAGGACUUAUUUGGAAUAAUGGAAUUGCACAACUCCGAGGAAGCAACCUCCAUUUCCAAACUAAUGAAUUUGGUCUCAUUGAUCUUAUAGAAAAUUCGAAUCAAAAUGUCUUGACUAACACGGGAGCUAAGUACCACACUCCGCUUAAACAGCGUAUUGAGAGAAACAGGGACAAAAAGCCCACUUCUCCUGAAGAUUUGUACCGCUGCGACGGCUGCGGGUGCCACGGAAUGGCGGCAGAGUUCAUCACACCGAACAUCUGCAGUCUGACCUGCCAGAGCGAAGUUCAAAAGAUGACGCAGAAGAAGAAAGAUAAAGAAAGAGCAGAACUAGCAAAGAAACGAAACAAAAUGAAGAAAUUACUGAUGCGGAAGCAAAUAUCCGACUCCGACAUACUCCAAGAUAAGGACGACAAAAUUCCGUCGAAGCACUACGAUUCGAUUUCCAACGAUAAUCAAAUAUCGGAAGCGGUGCUCAUGAAAAUGAGCGAAGAUAUGAUCGAGAACGAAAAGUACCCGUGGAUGUGCGGCAAGAAUGGCUUCUCGUGGAUGCGCUACCUCGACGUGUGCAAAGCGAAGGCGGCGCCCGUGAAGCUGUUCAGAGAUCCGUUUCCCUACAGUAAGAAUAAUUUCAAAGUCGGGAUGAGAAUGGAAGCGAUCGAUCCGCAACACCCGUCUCUGUUCUGCGUGGUGUCGGUGGCGGAGGUGCAGGGCUACAGGAUGCGGCUGCACUUCGACGAGUACCCGGACAUGUACGACUUCUGGGUGAACGCGGACUCCAUAGACAUCUUCCCGCCGGGCUGGUGCGAGAAGAACGGGAGGCCCCUGAAGCCGCCGGCCGGGUACGAUCCAUCCUCGUUUUCGUGGCCCCUCUAUCUGAAGCAAAUGCGCGCAGUUGCGGCGCCCAGGCAGCUGUUUCAACAUAUCACCACUGCGAUGAUAAAGCCGAACGGGUUCCGCGUGGGCAUGAAGCUGGAGGCCGAGGACCGGCAGAACGAGCUGGUGUGCGUGGCCAGCGUGGCCGACAUGCUGGAUCAGCGCCUGCUGGUGACGUUCGACAGCUGGGACGACGUGUACGACUACUGGGUGGAGCCGUCGUCGCCCUACGUGCACCCCGUGGGCUGGGCCGAGGACCACGGCCUGCCGCUCACGCCGCCCAACUAUUACAAAGACCCAGACACGUUCUCGUGGGAGGGCUACCUGGCGGAGACGAUGUCGAGCGCGGCGCCCCCGCGGGCGUUCAAAACGCGCCCGCCGAUCGGCUUCAAGCCCGGGAUGAAGUUAGAAGUCGUGGACCGUAGGGUACCGUUCCUAAUAAGAGUGGCGACGAUAAGCGCGGUGAAGGGCCACCAGGUGCGCGUGUCGUUCGACGGGUGGCCCGAGGAGCUGGCGUGCUGGCUGGACGACGACUCGCCCGACAUACACCCCGUGGGCUGGUGCCUCAAGACCGGACAUCCACUCGAACCGCCACUCACGGCGGAGGAGCUGCGCAUCCUGGGCCCGUGCGGCGUGGGCGGCUGCCGCGGGCUGGGCUCGGCGCGCGGCGGCGCGCACAAGCAGCACGGCGCCGCCUCCGCCUGCCCCUACCGCCCCGCCGAGCCGCCGCCGCUGCCCGACCGCCUGGCGCCCGGGCCCGCCGCGCACGCGCUGCUGCCGCUCAGGGCACAGAGUAAGCCGAAAUCUAUUUCUACCAGUACGCCUAAUAGUGAUGCGCCCAAGGAGAAACCGCAGCGAGGACGGCCUCCGAAGCACAAAAGAGUCGAGGAAGUCGCUAAAAACGAACCAGUAUCGGAUGACGAAUCCUUAUCGAGCAGCGGCGGGAAGCGCUGGCGUGGCAGCGGGAGCGAGGACAACCGCGCGCUGCGGUCCUUCUCCCGUCGCGACACGUCCGCGCACCGCUCGCCCCCGCACCAGUCGCCCGCGCACCACUCGCCCCCGCACCAGUCGUCCGCGCACCGCUCGCCCCCGCACCAGUCGCCCGCGCACCAGUCGCCCGCGCACCACUCGCCCAGCCACCGCAUGUUCGCGCUGGCGCACCAGGCGCCGCACGCGCCGCGCGCGCUCAUUGCGAGACACAUGGCCGACCUCGCGCUGUCGCCGGACCCCGGCUUGUGGACGCAGAAGGAGGUGGCGGCCCUGCUGUCGCGGAUAGCGGGCGCGACGGUGGGCGCGGCGGCGGCGGCGGCGCGGCUGUCGGGCACCGAGCUGGUCAUGGCGUCGUGCGAGGAGCUGGUGCAGUGCCUGCGCCUGCGCCUCGGGCCCGCCGUCAAGGUGUACGCGACCGUGCGACACCUGCGCAACUCGCUCUCGUGAUCGCUGGCCCUCGCGCACGCGCUCACCGUGCUCGUUUAGUCGUCGACAUGUCUCAUGACAUAUCAUAUUGUGCUGUGCCUUUACUUGCACUCUUCCGAUCGGUCAUUGUGAAUUAUUAUGACGUUUUCGAUUUUAGAUCGUGAUAAGAGUGGUACUAUACAGUGCUUAUGAGUGUAAUUAGUGUAGUCUAUAUGGAUAGAUGUAUAUUGUGUACAAAGUUAUGGACUCAAGUUCUAUUUGUGGAUUUUGUAAAUCAUGGACUUUAACUAAAUGUGUAAAUUGUAAAUUAUAAAUAACACUUACACUACACUUAAGUGUAUAUAACGUGCGCAGUACAUGGUAGAAACUAGGGCUUAUGAGGCCCAUGGUCAUUAAUGUUUUCUAUCUAUAUAAGUUCUCGUUAUUUGUACAGAUUAUAUAAGAACUUUUGAGUCACUUAUUUUUGACUGUCAUAAUAAGAAUAGAAUCGAAGGUUAUUUUUAUGAAAUUGUGUUAGGAUAUAAAUGUAAUUUACAGUUGCAAUAAUAAAAUAAUAUAUUUCAUCGAUUAAUGUCAUCCUUGUUUCAUAUAAAAUUAAAUGUAAAGUUGUUUAAAAACUCUGUUGAAAAGUGGUAUAGAAAACGUAUUUUUGUAUCAAUCGCUAUUUAGAUAAAUUAUAUUUUAUUCAAUUGAAAACAUUUUUUUAAUAAAAAUAUAGGAGUCAAUUUCUUUGACAAUAUUAUCAUAUUAGGCUGUAUAAUAUUAGCUCUUCCUUCGCUUAAGUGAGCCUUCUAAUCUAGCACAAAAUGCAAAAAUUAAUUCAAGGUUUGAGGUUGUGAUUGUAUACAAUAAGUGGGGCAGUCGGGGAACUCUGAUACAAACUACAACAUAUUGUGACAUCAAAUUGUCCUAAAAUUACCUGUUUUAAUUGUUGUAAACUACAUUUCCGUUUAUACUGAUAGUGUUCCGUGAUAGCCACGCUGAUAUUCUCUUGAAAAAAAAAAUGAAUCUAGUUAAAAAAAAAGGAAAUAUUUUGUUAAGUUUUCCUGAACACUCCACAUUAAAAAGAAAAUAUUUUUGAUCUUUUUAAAUCACAUAUAUUACUAUUUGACAGCCUGUUUCCAAAGGUACAGUGACUUGUGAAAUCACUAAAAAAUAUUUAAAACUCUGUUAAAAAUUUAACAGAGCUUUUCUUUUACAUGAAUGGAGUACAUUUCUUAGAUCAAACCAAAGAAGGUUAUAAAUAUUUACCAUUAUUCUUAACACACUGUAUAUAUUAAAACCAAUAGUUAUGUUUUGGUUGAGUCGACUUUUACGUUUACAAAUAUAAUUAUGUAGAUAUUUAUUAUUAAAACAUAGUGCAAUUUAGUAUUAUUUUAGCCUUCAAUAAACUGUAUAUUAGAUAUAAUAUAAUGUUUUGGGUUUUGCUCUCAUGGAAUUAAACUUGCAAAAGUAUAUGAUGCUUUAUGUUUUAAUUAAAUUAAAAUGGGUCCUACGUGCAAGUCAGAAUUAUGUUCUAAACUGUCUACAUUUCAAGAGUCGUGCUGUAUAGUCUUUUUGACUAAAAUAAAAUUUGCUGUAUUUAUAAUUUAUGCCCCUGCUAUAGUCUAAGUUGGAUUUAUUGUAAUUUGUAAAUAUCAAUACACAGAGAAUGAUUGUGGGCUCUGUUAUGUUGCAAAGGAAUUAUUGUCCUCAUUUAUUUGGAUAUAACCUGUACAAGGUGUGAAUAGACAUCUCAUAAGAACCUAAUUUUUUAAAGGAAAGAAAAAAUUAUCAACAAAUGAAAUAGAUUCCAGUGUAAAGGAUUUUACUUUAAUUAUUUCCGUUUCAUCGUUUUAGUUUAAUUUUUUGUUCGUACAUUGUUGAAAUUAAAAAAGAAUGCACUUUACAAAUUAUACUUUGAUUGUUGGUACUAACAAAAAUCGUACUCUUCUUUAAUUUUGACUCAAUCACACUUUUUUUUUUAUUUAAUUUACAAAUCAUAGUUGAGUACAACCUACUUUGCAAAAUGUUCAUAAAUAAAUAAUUGAAAAAAAUGCUAUACACUUAUCUGUUUUAUAAUAAAUUACGUAUUCUGUUAGAAUUGUAAAUAAAUGUUUUGUAUAUCAUCAAGUAGUUACAAUAUUUUUGCAGUGGCCAUGUACAAAGUUACGAUUAGUAUUAGUGUAAGUUUUUACACGUGUCUAGUGCUAAAAUGUGCCAUUAACUUGGCAAAAACUAUUCUAAACUGUUGUUCGGAAAUUAAUAAAUUUUUUGAAAUCUA
This is a messenger RNA of Vanessa tameamea, 6944 nucleotides long. RefSeq lists its product as uncharacterized. The record is from RefSeq and is a predicted model, not a curated record. The coding region runs from base 233 to 4702 and encodes 1489 amino acids. Gene Ontology annotation, biological process: negative regulation of DNA-templated transcription. Gene Ontology annotation, cellular component: nucleus. The transcript is spliced from 12 exons. Gene Ontology annotation, molecular function: zinc ion binding; chromatin binding; histone binding. Lineage: Eukaryota; Metazoa; Arthropoda; Insecta; Lepidoptera; Nymphalidae.